CCCUACAACCAGAACCUGAUUGACCUGCCCAACUGCACAGCCACCGCUGUUAGAAUUGGCAAAAACAAGGUGUUCUGUACCCAUGAGGACCUCCAUGGGGAGGAUCUCCAUAAAUAUGGGGGUCUGGAGUUCCCCCAGAUAAAUUAUAGCAAGUACAACAUGCAUCCAUAUCGCUAUUUCUAUGGCUGUGGCUUCAGACACCUUGUAGGGGACACCCUACUGAAGAUGGACAUCAGGAGGAAAGAAAUGAUGGUGUGGGAGCAUCCCAGUCUGUAUCCAUCCGAGCCAAUCUUUGUACCCUGCCCAUAUGCUACAGAGGAGGAUGAUGGUAUCAUCCUGUCUGUGAUCAUUACUCCAAACAAGGACAAGAGUACUUUCCUUCUGGUUUUGGAUGCAAAGACAUUCAAGGAGCUGGGAAGGGCUGUGGUGCCAGUCAACAUCCCAUAUGGCUUCCAUGGAACAUUCAGUAGCACAGCCUAGACUUGCCUUCUUUAAUGUUCUUGUCUAAUUAUACAUUACAAAUGACUUCGCUAUACAUUUAAUGAUAGACUGAAACCCUUCAUGGCUCUCUGUUUAUAUGUUGCAUGCUGAUGUUUUGCUUAUAUUACAAAAAAGGCUUAAGAAUGUUGAUACUAUGAAAGCUUUAAGCACAAUGUACCCUGUAUUAGUGUAAGUGUGUGUUUAUGCUAUUGUGCAGCAGGGAAUGUGUAAUGAAAAGAAUAGAAGUACUUUAUUCAUCCCAGCAGGGAAAUUACUUUGCAGUUACAGCAU
Messenger RNA from Xiphophorus maculatus (southern platyfish), 771 nucleotides. Its product is annotated as beta,beta-carotene 9',10'-oxygenase-like. Gene Ontology annotation, biological process: carotene catabolic process; retinal metabolic process. The record is from RefSeq and is a predicted model, not a curated record. NCBI's taxonomy places the organism in Eukaryota, Metazoa, Chordata, Actinopteri, Cyprinodontiformes, Poeciliidae. Gene Ontology annotation, cellular component: mitochondrion. Gene Ontology annotation, molecular function: carotenoid dioxygenase activity; beta-carotene 15,15'-dioxygenase activity. The coding region runs from base 160 to 480 and encodes 106 amino acids. The transcript has 4 exons.